AUGGACUGCAAGGCUUGCGGUACCAUCACCGAGGCCGACCCCCGCCAGAAGUUGUCUUCUUUCAUCUUGAAGCAGCUUCCUGCCAAGGGCAAGAAAGACAAGUCCACCAAGAAGGCUGAGCGCAGAGCCAGAAAGGAGGCCGAGCGCAACGGCACUGCUGUCAACGAGGAUGGCAACGGCAGCCCCAACGGCAGCUCCGACCAGGACGAAGACGACGCCGACUUCGCCAUGGAUGCUGGUAGCGACGAUGAGCUCACCCGUCGCAUCAAUGCCGAGGCACAGGAGCUUGACGAGCCUGAGGAGGAGAAGGAGGUCGAAUGGACUGUCGACAUGUCUGAAGCAGCCAUCAAGGCUCGUGCCAGAGAUCUGCCUGACGAUCUCAAGCGUGCUCUUGUUAUUGAGGGUGCUGAGGACGAGGACGGUGAGGGUAACCCCUACGACCAGUUCGGCAAGUGGAUCCUUUCUGAGGGCGAGGCCAAGGGUGGUGUCUCUAAGCUUGACGAUGUCGAAGUCUACCUCAAGGCCAAGGAGCUCGGUAUCGAGACCAAGCACAAGACUGUCGCAGUCCUUGCUCAGACCAUUUUCGACGAGAACAUUGUCAAGCAGGUCGAGGCUCGCAGCAGCAUGCUCAAGCGUAUGAUCUCCUCCGAGAAGCACGAAAAGGCUUUCCUCGGCGGUUUCGAGCGCUUCGUCGGUAUGGAGAAGCCUGACCUCAUCCCUCAAGUCUCCGCCAUUCUGCUCCAAUACUACCAGAACGACCUUGUCUCUGAGGAGACCCUCAAGGCUUGGGGCUCCAAGGCUAGCAAGAAAUACGUCGACCUGCCCACCAGCAAGAAGGUCCGCAAGAGCGCCGAGAAGUUCAUCGAGUGGCUCGAGACCGCCGAGAGUGACGAGGAUGACGAGGAGGAGUCUUCUGACGAGGAGUAA
This is a messenger RNA of Aureobasidium uvarum, 927 nucleotides long. Lineage: Eukaryota; Fungi; Ascomycota; Dothideomycetes; Dothideales; Saccotheciaceae. The record is from the annotation of a GenBank genome assembly.